Molecule: messenger RNA, 620 nt
Organism: Emiliania huxleyi CCMP1516
Lineage: Eukaryota; Haptophyta; Isochrysidales; Noelaerhabdaceae
Gene: ADF
Product: actin depolymerizing factor ADF/cofilin
Exons: 5
Coding region: 29-445 (138 amino acids)
Biological process (GO): actin filament depolymerization
Cellular component (GO): cytoplasm; actin cytoskeleton
Molecular function (GO): actin filament binding
Source: RefSeq, a predicted model, not a curated record
GGGACGCCGAUUCAGAAGAAAGAGCACCAUGUCCUCCGGCGUGCUGUGCGCCGACGAAUGCCUGAAGGAGUUCGAAGAGAUGAAGAUCCGCAAUGCGUACCAGUACAUUGUCUUCAAGAUCACCGACGACAAGAAGAGCAUUGUCAUCGACGUAAAAGGAGAGCCGGGCGCCAGCUUCGAGGAUUUCACAUCGAAGCUGCCUGACGGCGGCUGCCGCUACGCCGUCCUCGACGUCGAGAUCAACACCAAGUCGGGCGCCACGACCAACAAGCUCAUCUUUAUCGCGUGGAGCGACGACAACGCGAGCGUGAAGCCAAAGAUGCUCUACGCCUCCUCCAAGGACGCCCUCAAGAAGACCCUCUCCGGAAUCAACGAGGAGUACCAAGCCACCGACAGGGGCGACCUCGACCUGGCCGAGAUCAAGAAGAAGGCCGGCUCCGUGUGAUGCGGCCCUGGCUCUUGAGAGUUGAGUCUUGUCCUCGUGGCGUGUGCUGUCGACUAGUGGUAGUGCGGCUCACCGCGCCUGUGCGCUGUGGCGGCAACGUCAGCGCGCGACCGCACAUGGCCGCGCAUCGGCUGGAGGAGCGUUUAUUCUUUAUAAAUCAAGCUGCGCGCGGCCA